Molecule: messenger RNA, 243 nt
Organism: Trematosphaeria pertusa
Lineage: Eukaryota; Fungi; Ascomycota; Dothideomycetes; Pleosporales; Trematosphaeriaceae
Exons: 1
Coding region: 1-243 (80 amino acids)
Source: RefSeq, a predicted model, not a curated record
AUGUCCCGCCAGCGUUGGCAGCAGCUAGAUCGGUACCUGUACUGUACUGAGGUGGAGCAGAGCUUUUGCUCCCCAUUUGGCCGCGUCUGGGAUCUCUCUCAGCUGCUCUGCGAGCGCUCGCUUUUGUAUUGGACGCCCGGCAAGCACCUCUGCGUCGACGAGGCGAUUGCGAGAUUUACUGGACGCGCGUCAGAAAAAGUAAUAAUCAAAACAAAGCCCACACCUGAGGGCUACAAGAUCUAG